Messenger RNA from Naegleria lovaniensis, 474 nucleotides. RefSeq lists its product as uncharacterized. Bases 1 to 474 code for a protein of 157 amino acids. The transcript has a single exon. NCBI's taxonomy places the organism in Eukaryota, Heterolobosea, Eutetramitea, Acrasida, Naegleriidae. The record is from RefSeq and is a predicted model, not a curated record.
AUGUCGGAUGUGUUGGAUUUGUUUUGGGGAAGUGAUGAGUUGGAUGCUGCCACAACAGCAACACCAGUAACAACAACCACACCUCAGCAAGAAGGCAAACCUCAGCAUCAAUUAGUAUCAUCAGCGAGGUCGGAACCAAUUGGUACAAGCUUGAUAUCCAAUCAAACGGAAAGUAGUAAAAAGAAGUUAACCGCUUCGGAAGAGGAUGGUUCUAGACCAUCAUUACAAAAUGGAAAUUCAAGAAAUUUAAAAAAGGGUUCGUUAUCGGAGUUGGUUACCUCUAGUAAUGUAGAUAAUGGAAUUAAAACUAGAAAUGUACCAAUGAAAAAGAUUAAUCAUACUUCACAACAACAAGACGGACCUAAAUUAUUAUUUUCAAAAGAUGACAUUUCGGAGAGUGAAGAAGAAUCAUCGGAAAGUGAAGAAGAUGAAAUAAUUGGAAAUUUUGUGCAAAAACUAUCAACAGAAAUUUAA